UGGUAGUAUUUUUCAACUAUAAAACGAGAUAUGCCUCUGCUCAACAUUUCCGUCCAUCCACUUUGUAACUUGUAAUAACUCAAUAACAUAACAAAACUCGAGGCCUACGCCGUCGCCACUGUCGGAAACUACUCUCCGGCUCCAAUGGGCCUUCAAAAGCUUCACGUCGCUUACCAAGGGGUUCCCGGCGCUUACUCCGAAGCCGCCGCCGGCAAAGCCUGCCCUAACUCCCUAACAAUCCCCUGCCAUCAAUUCGAAACUGCUUUUCAAUCGGUUGAGAAUCGCAUCGCCGAUCUCGCCGUUCUCCCAAUCGAAAACUCCCUCGGCGGUUCUAUUCAUCGUAACUACGAUCUUCUCCUCCGCCAUAGCCUCCACAUAAUCGGCGAAGUUCAAUUACCGGUUCACCAUUGCCUCUUAGCCUUACCAGGAGUCCCAUCGGAAUCCAUCCGAAGAAUUAUUUCCCAUCCUCAAGCCCUAUCGCAAUGCGAACAAACUCUCACCAAACUCGGCCUCAACGCCGCGCGUGAAGCCUUCGACGACACGGCCGGCGCCGCCGAACACAUAGCCCUCAACAAUCUCCGCGAUACAGCCGCAAUCGCUAGCGCACGCGCCGCCGAGCUGUACGGGCUCGAAAUCCUCGCGAACGGAAUCCAAGACGAUUCGAGAAACGUGACGCGAUUCGUUGUCCUAGCACGAGAUCCGGUGAUUCCGGAACCGGAUUUGCCGUUAAAGACGAGCGUAGUGUUUGCAUUGGAGAAAGGAACGCCGGCUCUAUUCAAGGUGCUGGCGGCGUUUGCGAUGAGGAACAUUAGCUUGACGAAGAUCGAAUCGAGGCCGCACCGGAGCUGUCCGAUGAGAGUGGCGGAGACGGUGAAGAGGUUUGAGUAUGUGUUUUAUGCGGACUUUGAGGCGUCAAUGGAGGAAGGGAAAGGUGAAGAAGCUAUGGCGGAGUUGAAGGAAUAUGCUUCGUUCUUCAGGGUGUUGGGUUGCUAUCCAAUGGAGGUAGCCAUGGCCACCAAAAAUGAUUGAAAUCGAAGUGUAAGAUUAUUUUGUUGUUCAUCGCAUAAUCAAUCCAUUGCUGAUUAUUUUGAUGUUGUUUGUAAGGAAUGACUAUGAUUUCAUUUGAUAUGAUACAAUGGUCAAAUGUAAAACCCAAAAGCUACAUUUCUUUUCAACACCACUUUUAUUGUUUUAACAUAUGAUUACAAAA
Molecule: messenger RNA, 1210 nt
Organism: Cucumis melo (muskmelon)
Lineage: Eukaryota; Viridiplantae; Streptophyta; Magnoliopsida; Cucurbitales; Cucurbitaceae
Product: arogenate dehydratase/prephenate dehydratase 6, chloroplastic-like
Exons: 1
Coding region: 145-1029 (294 amino acids)
Biological process (GO): L-phenylalanine biosynthetic process
Cellular component (GO): chloroplast; cytoplasm
Molecular function (GO): chorismate mutase activity; prephenate dehydratase activity; arogenate dehydratase activity
Source: RefSeq, a predicted model, not a curated record